Molecule: messenger RNA, 3324 nt
Organism: Uranotaenia lowii
Lineage: Eukaryota; Metazoa; Arthropoda; Insecta; Diptera; Culicidae
Product: Na(+)/H(+) exchange regulatory cofactor NHE-RF2-like
Exons: 3
Coding region: 1073-1972 (299 amino acids)
Biological process (GO): protein localization to plasma membrane
Cellular component (GO): apical plasma membrane
Molecular function (GO): protein binding; protein-membrane adaptor activity
Source: RefSeq, a predicted model, not a curated record
GACAGGUAGACUGUAAACAUCUCUAGUUUUCGUACGCUCUCUCGAAAGAAGCACCUCAUCAACAAAUUGUGGUCCGGCUCGGGUGAAGUUUUCUUCUCACGCUGGUUUUCGUUUCGGUGUUCUUCUCCAGAAAGAAGUUGAAGAACCUUCUGGUUCUGGUUCUGGAAAAAGGGGGUUCUACUGCGCCAUUGGACCCGUUUUUUUGUUCUGACUGAUCAUUCUCGAGUCCCAAGUUCUUGAUACGAGAGGAGGAGGAGAAACGUGACAUCGUGAACCAAGCAAAACAGGCGGAAAAAAAGAGGUUGUAUAAUAUUUCUUUCGACCCAGAGCGACAGACCUCUGGAAUUCUUGUUGUGAGAAUCCUCGGCGGAUCGAAGAAGUUGCUCGUUGCCGUCUUGCUGCUUGUGAAUAAUCGAACGUGUGGUUAACCAUCUACGUGUGUUUAUUUGGUUCUUGUUUGUGGCUGUUACGUAUUAGUGGAGUUCCAUUAGGGAAAGGAAGUUACCUCCAAGUGUUUUGGUAAGCUGGUGAGGUUCCUUUCUGAUAGAAAAAGAAGAAGAGCCAGAAACCUGUUGAGUUGAGCCAAGUUGAGCCGAGUUGACUUGACCAGCAGAAGAACCUGAAGAUCGAAGAAGAGUUGAGUUGAGAAUAUAAUAAGCAGGAAUCAGAAAAAAAACCUGUGCUGUUUGUUGCUGCUGAGGGCAGAUGGAAUAGAAAAAAAAAACAACGGUCAAAGUGACUUGUGUUGUGACCAAUUGUUGUUGCUUGUCUUCCAACAAGAACGGAAUUUUGCACGGCCCACAGUUUACGGUCAGAGGAUACACCCAAAGGGCUUCGAAUUCGCAGCGCCAUUCGGAAAACGAAACGAUUGUUGCACGGAUUACACGAAAUCAGAUCUCCAGAGCUCUCGCGCGUAGUGACCAGACCAAACCAGCAGAACUUAACGGAGACUCCCGCGCAUCGGAGCCAGUAUCGAGUAGUCGCAGCUGCUGAUAAGACGACGACGGUUUGAACGUUAGUGGAUUUGGUGAUAUCUUGGUUGAUUGAGUGAGUGGAUUGGAAAGAGUCGAGGAUGUCCAGUGCAAGUAGCAAUAAUAAUAAUAACAACAACACCAGUAAGGCCAAUGGGAUCAAGUACGAGGCCCGGCUGUGUCACAUAGUCAAACGUGACGAUUUCGAUGGGUACGGGUUCAACCUUCAUGCGGAGAAGGGUCGUCCGGGUCAGUACAUUGGCAAGGUCGAUGAUGGAUCACCAGCCGAAUCUGCUGGACUUAGGCAAGGUGAUAGGAUUUUGGAGGUCAAUGGAACGAGUAUUGCCAACGAGACGCACAAGAAGGUGGUGGAGCUGAUCAAGAUGGUCCCGAAUGAGACCAAGCUGCUGGUGAUUGAUCCGAAGGCCGACGCGAGCGAUUUGAAGGCUGCCGGAGUUAAGGCGGCUGCCGGCAAGAACGGAGUCGAUGUCAAUGAUAACAGCAAACAUGUGGCGGAGAAUGGCAGCGAAAAGAAGUCGGCACAUAGCCCGGUGUCGGAAAAAAUGACCAACGGAAAGGACAGCUUGAAUGAGAACGGCAAAUCGAAGCAUGACGUCAACGGUAGCAGCAAUGGAAGCCACGAGGACACCAACAACAAGAAAAACAGCAGCGCAAAUAGCAAUGGGGACACGACAAGUGCUAACAACAACAACAAAUCGAUGGCAAAUGGCGACUCGAAAAAACCGGUGGAUCAAAUCAUCGAAGGCACCAAGGGCAUGACCGUGGCGGGUGCUAAGCAGGCUGAGGCCAAUGGGAAGGCCAUGAACGGAAGUAGCAACGGAAAUGGAACGGCGACGGCCACCAAAACGGAAGGACCCAAGCUGAACCUAAACAUGACUGCGGCAGAACUCCGGGCUCAGCUGGCCGCUCGCAAGAAGUACGAUCCAAAGAAUGAUGUUUGUGAUCUGCGCAAAAAGUACGAAAUUAUCCAGAAGAUGUGAUAAGUAGGCACGGGGCUGAAAAGACGAGAAUACCUCGGUUUGUGUGUGUAAGCGUGUGCGAAUGCUAGUGAGAAUGUGCUGUAAUAGGAAAUCAUCAACUUCGGUUUCGAUCGGUUAGUUACUUAAACGCAGUUUACUAGUUACGAAAGAAAAAAAAAGUAAAAACAGCAAAACGACAUAUAAUUCAUAUCAGUAUUUUACCCCCAUGAGGUCAUCGACUCCUGAUCGCAGUAGGUGACCAUAACCAAACUCUUCAACGUUGUACAGAACAUCCCUCUUAGUGAGCCACAGUAGUAGGCCAUAGCUACUAACAUUUUAGGAAGAAAAACAACACCCCUCAGUCUUAAAAGGCGAAUUCCAUCUAAGAUACCUGCGACACGAAAGAAAACAAAACGCUCUUUCUGUAAAUUAGUAUGGAAGUGCUGAGGUGCUUGAUAAAAUCGAACACCCUCGUUUGUUAUCACCGUAUCUAAUUUCUCGCUAACAACGCUCCGAAAUUGGCAAACUGAUUCACUGAUAACGCGAGAAACCGAGACCACAAGAAAAAUCAAUAAGUGAAGCAGCAGCAACAUUUGAAGCGCAAUUUCUGGAAGCUAUUUAGUGUCCGGGAAGAAAAAAGGAUCCGAUCAAAACAAACACAGUUAAUUAAUUAGUGCAGGUCAAACCUUCCGGAAUGAGCUGUUAUUUCCAUUUUAUUGAGUCUUUCGAAGAGUUACAAUUAUUGUUUGUACAGUUGUAAUCAGCUAUUGAAUCAACAACCACCGACUGCUCUUCUCCUUCUCCUCUUUCUGAAAACAGUUCACUCCCCUCCCUAAACUGAUCGAGUGAUUUAUGAUUGCAAAGAGGGGGCAACCCUCUUCAGCUGGUGAUAAGUAAUCAAUUGAUGUGACCAUAAGGAAAAGGAUAAGAAUAAUUUGAGCAGUUUGAAAGUUGUAAAGCUUAAGUAAAUUGGUUUUAAAAAGGUGAUGAAAAAAAUCUGACAGUGUAUAAAGGAACGACCCCGCGAUAUACAGAAGCGAUGUGCCAAAAAUUUUCAAAACGAUAUGAGGGGGUGUGCUUACGUGGCCAGCCACAGUAGUAAGUCGUAGUACGUCUUUAUGAAAGUGAUCGAUUGAAGAUUGAUGGGUGGGUGGGCGUCCGUGAUGAUGUGAUUCGUUUUUUCGGGGAGGUGAAAUUUGAAGCAGUCGAAAAAAAGCGAAAUUAAACAAACAAAUGAAAGAAUUGAAGACACUGUUUAUUUUGUCAAAACGAAGCCAGCAAGCUGGGAAGUGAACAGAACAGCCAGAAGAAAUGCAUAUGGAAAAGAUGUAUCUUUUAGAGAAGUAAAACUAAUAAAGAUUUAUUUAUAGUGA